CGAUAACGAAUCUUUAAACUCAAGUAGGGGCUCAUUUUGAAAAUUUUAAUGGUUGACUGAUACCUGGAUCACAUGGGCAAACGGAAGAAGAACGACGAAUCUUCGUCGUCCUCUUCUCAAAAACCAUGCGUUUCUUCUUCUUCCGACGAUUUCUCUGUCUCAUUUGUGAGAGCCGAAGAGGAUGACGUGGCGACCACUAUUCGAGAUAAAACUGCAUCUUUGAAAUCAAAUGCAACUCAUUUUUCUGCAGCAUCUGCUGCCAAGGGAGGCAUGUUUGAUUUCAGAUGCUGCCGUUCAUUGUUCUCACGGCGACGUGUUCUGCACUCACGAACGGUUCGAGUAGGAUAUGGCCCUGUUGGACAUGAUGCAAACGUCACAUUUACACCAAACACAGUGUGCAAUCAGAAAUAUAACAUUUUCAGUUUUGUGCCAAUUGUGCUGUUCCAACAAUUCAAAUUCUUCCUGAAUCUUUAUUUCUUGCUUAUGGCAUGUUCUCAGUUUAUUCCAGCAAUACAAAUUGGUGCUCCAAUCACUUACUGGGGACCACUGGGAUUUGUGCUCACAAUAACUCUUAUUCGAGAAGCUUUCGAUGACUUUGUUCGUUAUCUGAGAGAUCGAGAUCUGAAUUCGGAGAAAUAUGAAAAACUGACACGAGACGGAACACGGAUCGAAAUUCGAAGUGCUGACAUUGAAGUUGGUGACGUCAUCAUUAUGCACAAAGAUCGGCGUGUUCCAGCGGAUGUCGUAUUGUUGAGAACUACUGAUAAAUCAGGUGCAUGCUUUAUCAGAACAGAUCAAUUGGAUGGAGAAACUGAUUGGAAACUUCGAAUUCCUGUACCACAUACCCAACAUCUUCCAAAUGAAGCUGAUAUUAUGGAAUUAAAUUGUGAAGUAUAUGCAGAGAAACCACAGAAAGAUAUUCACGCAUUUGUUGGAACAUUAAAGAUUACUGAUGACGAUAAUGUUCAAGACGGAUCCCUAAACGUGGAAAAUGUAUUGUGGGCGAAUACUGUAGUUGCAUCUGGAACUGCAGUUGGAAUUGUUGUAUACACGGGACGCGAAACUCGAUCAGUGAUGAACACGACUCUUCCAGAAAGCAAAGUUGGACUUCUCGAUUUGGAAGUUAACAAUUUGACGAAAUUGUUAUUCUGCUUUGUAUUGGUUCUAUCAUCGGUUAUGGUUGCCAUGAAAGGACUCGACAAUCUCUGGUAUCGCUAUUUGAUGCGUUUUAUUCUUCUAUUCUCAUAUAUUAUUCCAAUUUCACUCCGCGUAAAUCUCGACAUGGCUAAACUCUUCUACUCGUGGCAAAUUGGUCGUGACAAGCAUAUUCCGGAAACUGUGAUUCGUUCGUCAACAAUUCCUGAAGAACUCGGACGAAUCUCGUUCUUAUUAUCGGAUAAAACUGGAACAUUGACUAAAAACGAGAUGCAUUUCAAGAAAAUUCAUUUGGGAACUGUUGCUUUCAGUAGUGAUGCUUUUGAAGAAGUUGGACAACAUGUGAGAAGUGCAUAUGCUGGAAGACUAGCUAAGCACUCGUUCUCUGCUAAACUCCAAAACGCCGUUGAAGCCAUAGCCUUGUGCCACAAUGUGACCCCUAUCUUCGAAAAUGGAGAAAUUUCAUAUCAAGCAGCAAGUCCAGAUGAAGUUGCUCUUGUAAAAUGGACUGAAACAGUUGGUGUUCGUCUUGCAAGCCGUGAUCUUCAUGCAAUGUCUCUGAGUGUUCAACUUCCAAAUGGACAGACAUUGAUGAAACAAUUCCAGAUUCUUUAUGUAUUCCCAUUUACAUCAGAAACAAAACGAAUGGGAAUUAUUGUGAAAGACGAGACAACUGAUGAAGUUACACUUUUAAUGAAAGGAGCUGAUACUGUAAUGAGUGGAAUGGUUCAAUAUAAUGAUUGGUUAGAUGAAGAAUGUAGUAAUAUGGCAAGAGAAGGACUUCGAACACUUGUUGUUGCACGAAAACCACUUUCUCAAGCAGAGUUAGAAGCAUUCGAUCGAGCUUAUCAUGCAGCAAAAAUGUCGAUUUCUGAUAGAUCACAAAAUAUGGCAAAUGUCGUAAAUCGAAUGUUGGAGAGAGAUUUGCAAUUACUUUGUUUGACGGGUGUAGAGGAUCGCCUACAGGAUCAGGUAACAACAUCACUGGAAUUGCUUAGAAAUGCUGGAAUUAAAAUAUGGAUGCUCACUGGAGACAAAUUGGAAACUGCUAUUUGCAUUGCAAAAUCAAGUGGACUAUUCUCUCGAUCCGAUAAUAUUCACGUUUUUGGAAAUGUACACAAUCGAACGGAUGCUCAUAAUGAGUUGAACAAUUUGCGAAGAAAAACUGACGUGGCUCUUGUGAUGCCAGGUUCAGCACUGAAUGUAUGCCUACAGUACUAUGAGGCAGAAGUUGCUGAAUUAGUAUGUGCAUGUACUGCUGUCGUCUGCUGUCGUUGCUCACCUGAACAAAAAGCUCAAAUUGUUCAAUUACUGAGGAAAUAUAGAGCUCCAUUGAGAGUGGCGGCGAUUGGAGACGGAGGAAAUGAUGUUUCAAUGAUUCAAGCAGCACAUGCUGGAAUUGGAAUUGAUGCAAAUGAGGGAAAACAGGCAUCACUUGCUGCUGACUUUUCAAUUACCCAGUUCUCACAUGUUUGUCGAUUACUUUUGGUUCAUGGAAGAUUCUGUUAUAAAAGAUCAUGUGCAUUGUCACAAUUUGUCAUGCAUCGCGGUCUGAUAAUUUCCACAAUGCAAGCAAUCUUCUCAUGCGUCUUCUAUUUUGCAUCUGUCUCCCUGUAUCAGGGUGUUCUCAUGGUGGCCUAUUCAACGUGUUACACAAUGCUCCCGGUUUUCUCGUUAGUCGUCGAUCGUGAUGUCACCGCCACAAAUGCUCUUACCUAUCCCGAAUUGUACAAAGAACUGGGAAAAGGACGGAGUUUAUCGUAUAAAACAUUCUGUAUUUGGGUCCUUAUUUCGCUUUAUCAAGGUGCUGUUAUCAUGUACGGUGCCCUUCUGGUCUUCGAUGCCGACUUUAUACACGUCGUCUCGAUCUCUUUCUCUGCUCUAAUCGUCACUGAGCUUAUUAUGGUAGCAAUGACGGUGCACACGUGGCAUUGGGCGAUGCUUCUUGCUCAGGCUCUAUCGCUCGGACUCUACAUGAUCUCUCUUAUCUUAUUCGAUCAAUAUUUCGACCGUCAAUUCGUCCUCUCAUGGGUUUUUAUAUCGAAGACUACGGCCAUCACAGCAGUCUCAUGUCUUCCAUUAUACAUUGUAAAGGCCCUACGACGGAAAUUCUCCCCACCAAGCUACGCGAAAGUCAACUGAGAAUUAAUUUAUUCGAAAUGAGGGAAAUUAUGAUUUAAAAAAAAAUUAUUUCGGAGAUUUUCCUUGAUUCAAAAUGGAUUAAAUUUUCAGUCUAUCAACCAUAAAGCUUUACUAGUUUUUUUGCAAUUCUUCCCCCACUCGCAACGGUUUUUAGUGCUGAAAAUGAUAACUUCUCGCCAAUUUCCUUCCAUUUCUUCGGUAUUUCACUGUGUGAUAGAUUGAAUAGACAUUUUUAUUGACCCGCAUAUCACUUUUCUUUUGCUGUUUUCUUAGAAAUCUAGAUUCAAAAAAUAUCUUUGAAUUCUAAUUCUUUUUAAAUUCUCGAAAUAUCUUUUUUCGUUGGACUUUCCAAACUCUAAUGCGAGUAACCAAUCCACCCGUUCUUCCCUGUCAAAUUCAACAUUUCCUCGGAUUUUGUGUCUUUUUUUGGUGUAAAUUCGAUUUAUUUGUAUGCUUUGCCUUCGAAAUAUCGACCCACAUGAAUAAAUUUCUGUUCAAAUUUUCAAAU
Molecule: messenger RNA, 3805 nt
Organism: Caenorhabditis elegans
Lineage: Eukaryota; Metazoa; Nematoda; Chromadorea; Rhabditida; Rhabditidae
Gene: tat-5
Product: putative phospholipid-transporting ATPase tat-5
Exons: 10
Coding region: 73-3297 (1074 amino acids)
Biological process (GO): phospholipid transport
Cellular component (GO): cytosol; membrane; cytoplasm
Molecular function (GO): magnesium ion binding; ATP hydrolysis activity; ATP binding
Source: RefSeq, marked reviewed